AAGUGUUUUGGAGUUUGUGUUGUGUUUGCAUUGAAUAACUAGUGGUCUAUUGAUUACAGUAUAGUCUCAUUGAGACAUCGAUUCAAUGAAGGCAUCACUCGUUCAUGAAUUAGUGCUUUGAUUGUCAAUACGAUUAACAAACCAAACACUUGUCAUACAAUCGGUUAUAUUGUCGUCAAUAUUGGGCCCAAAUGUGGCCGAAGUGUCCCUCAAACCACUAGACCCUAGAAAUCAGCGCCAAUUGUGACAUUUGAAGCGAGAUUAUCACCGCAAUGGCAGUGCAUUCUUCGGCAUCAUUGACCUCAUCGGUGGGUCAGACGAAGCGCAAAGAGAUCUACAAAUAUGAGGCCCAAUGGACUGUCUAUUCAAUGAAUUGGUCCGUCAGACCAGACAAACGCUUCCGACUGGCACUCGGCUCCUUCAUUGAGGAAUAUAACAACAAGGUGCAGAUCGUGGCGCUGGACGAGGAGUCGAGUGAGUUCUGUGCGGUGUCCACCUUCGACCACCCCUACCCCACCACCAAAAUCAUGUGGAUUCCCGACUCCAAGGGUCACUUCCCGGACCUGUUGGCCACGUCUGGCGACUAUCUGCGGGUGUGGAGAGCCGGUGACAAUGAGACUCGACUCGAAUGCCUACUUAAUAAUAACAAGAACUCCGACUUCUGUGCUCCGCUCACAUCCUUUGACUGGAAUGAAGUGGACCCCAAUCUGUUGGGCACAUCCAGUAUCGACACGACGUGCACCAUAUGGGGCCUCGAGACGGGACAGGUGUUGGGUCGCGUGAAUCUGGUCUCCGGACACGUCAAGACACAGCUCAUCGCUCACGACAAAGAGGUUUAUGACAUUGCGUUCAGUCGGGCCGGCGGUGGACGCGAUAUGUUUGCGUCGGUGGGCGCCGACGGGUCGGUUCGCAUGUUUGACUUAAGACAUUUAGAGCACUCAACCAUCAUCUACGAGGACCCACAACACCACCCCUUACUACGCCUGGCCUGGAACAAACAGGACCCCAACUACUUGGCCACAUUCGCCAUGGACGCGUGCGAAGUGAUCAUUCUGGAUGUACGGGUGCCCUGCACUCCAGUCGCACGACUCAAUAACCACAGGGCCUGCGUUAAUGGCAUCGCAUGGGCUCCACAUUCUUCGUGUCAUAUCUGUACAGCAGCUGACGACCACCAGGCGCUCAUUUGGGACAUCCAGCAGAUGCCGCGCGCCAUCGAAGACCCCAUCCUCGCCUACACCGCCGAGUGUGAGAUAAAUCAGAUUCAAUGGGCGAGUACUCAACCCGAUUGGAUCGCCAUUUGUUAUAAUAAUUCACUCGAAAUAUUAAGGGUUUGAAUGAAAUAUAUAUGACAUUUUUGAUCAGCAC
Molecule: messenger RNA, 1365 nt
Organism: Oppiella nova
Lineage: Eukaryota; Metazoa; Arthropoda; Arachnida; Sarcoptiformes; Oppiidae
Source: the annotation of a GenBank genome assembly